This is a messenger RNA of Trichobilharzia szidati, 5065 nucleotides long. The record is from the annotation of a GenBank genome assembly. Lineage: Eukaryota; Metazoa; Platyhelminthes; Trematoda; Strigeidida; Schistosomatidae.
AUGUUAUCCAGCUUUACACUGAGAAGAACACAAAGUGCAGAAUACUCGGAUAAUUAUGACAAAAAUGACUCAGUGAUACAAUUUGCACUACCGGAUAAUAUUAUUGCUACAGAUAUACCAAGAACUGCGAUAUCAAAAGUCAGACAUAAAACAUCAAGCCAGCGUCUGUUGAAAUUAGAGUUAAGUUUACCUGGUUUAAAUGUCGGUGAUAAGCUGAAGACAUGUGAAUUCAAUAAUAACCAUGAACACUCAUACAUUAAAUGCUCAUGUAAUUUCGCCUCUUGUUGGGGUAGCAGCAGUAACCAUAUCUCAGGAAGAAACUUCAAUCGUAAUUGUAAAUCUGAAUUUGACGGAAGCAUUAUGAUACUGUUAGAAAAUUUAAAUAAAAACGACAAUGAACAAUGGGUUAAGAUAGACGAUAAAAUGCAGCCUGAAAAUGGUGAAAUAUGGUUUCGGAUAACUUCCUCUCGGUUUCAAAUUAGUGUUAUUUUAAGAAGAAAUAAGUGCGACAGUCGUCAUAGUCAACAUCAUGAAAGUGAGAAACAUAAAGCCUCAUUCAACACUGAACAUGUAUCAAAAUGUCCAGUUUAUUUGACGUCAGACUUUGUCUUUUCAUCAUCAUCAUCGUCAUCAUCAACUACAACACUGUCUUCAGAACACUUACUGAAUAGUUGUCGUUACUACUAUUAUUGGGAUUCAGGUGAAUUAAAACAUUCCAUUACUACUAAAGGAAGUUUUCUAUUGUUGAGUAACGAUACGCUGAGAAUUUAUCUGAGUAUAUUUGGUACAAAGCACAGUAGACCAGUAUGGUCUAGAGAUGAUUUGUUGGAGCUGGAACAAACUUGCCAAUACAAACUGACCAAAAGAGACCAAAGUGCAUUAAAUUUCAACAAGAAAAGGGCACACAGUUUUGCCAAUAUUCGAGAAUUUAACAAACGACAUUUUGAUGAAGCGUUGUCAGUGUCAGAAUCAAAAAGUAAUCACGUAAGAGAACACCCAAGUGUUCAACAGAUUGAAAUUGUUCUGGAACGGUCUCAAGGUCAAUCACUGGGAGUUACAUUAGUGGAAACAAAGCUUAAUCCAACUCAUGGUAACCAAACUGGAUUAUUUAUUAAGUCAGUCACACCAAAUGGAUUGGCAGAUAAGUCAGGGAAACUGAAAGCAGGUGAUCAGUUGAUAGCUGUAAAUUCUAUAAGCCUAUUAUCUUCACCUUCAGAAAUUCCUUAUACCUGUAACACGCAGGACUUCAGCGCAAAGGUGCAUGGACUACCUGACAGCCAUCAAGAAAUAAUUGUUAAACAAAACCAACUCAUCAAGAAUUCACCGAAUAUAGUGAACAACGGUGAUAAUAGUUCUACAUAUCCCGAUGACACUCAUGCUGUUAGACCGUCUGAUAAAUAUGACGCAAGGCUACACUUUAACUGUGCAGAUGACGAAAUGAAAGCUUUGAACGAAAAUGCCACAAAAAUUAGUUCAGUGUAUCCGUUUGCAGCUAGAUUGCUGAAGCAAGCCUAUGGGCCAGUUAGGCUUAGUUUGAUUCGUUAUAAUAGUGUGGGAGAACGAAACGAGUCUCAGCCUCAACAGAACUGUCAUUUAGACAUAAGUGAAGGGACACAACAACACCUCAUCAACAUUUCACAGGAAGACAGUCAAGACAUCGUCACCUGUAAAACACAGACGCAAUGUCAAAUAUAUCCAACAAAAGGAAGAGAAGCAACUGAAGAGUUAACCAGUGAAAAGAGAAAUUAUGUAGACAAUGGGACACAGGUUCACAUGCCAACUAGAUCAUUUGAAUCAAUGACUAAAGAUUUCGGUGUUCAGUUCACAACUAAUGAAAUUCUCCGAACAUCUAAUAAAAAAGAAAUAAACAAAGUGGCUCCCUCACCGUGUCAGCUCAUAUCAACACCGAAACAUUUACAAAGAGAUAGGAAGUGUAUUCACUGCAAGCAUCUACAAUGUACCAGCAGUGUAUCAGCUAGACGACAGUGCAUAAAACAGAAUUUAUUCAAGGUAAUUCUGAAUGAUGGCGAUGUGACGAGAAGUAAGGUCGACUCAACAACUCCAACUCCCAAGCCCCGUACAAUUCACUUGAAGUGUGACAAAUGUGCUCAUAAAAAUGAUAUUUCAAGAUCAAUUUUUACAGACGAACCCAUAGCAUGCACCACAAGUAAAGAGUACAAUGUCAACAAUAUUAUUAAACACGUUCCAAAACCCGUGAUUUGUCCAACAACUUCAUUGUCAUUAACGAAAUACAGAGUAAACUCGAAUCCUGCAGUAUUUAAACAUCCUCAUGGUAACAAGAGUAAUAUAAAUGCCUUAGAUUUGCAAGGCUCAAAAAUCCCUUACUCACAAAACUAUCUUUACCACUUGAAAGCACAAAGAGAAAAGGAAGUCACAUCAAUACCCAGUACGCAUCAUUCUUACUACUGUCAUAUUCAUGAUUACUUCUCAGUGAAACCUUUACUCUACAGUCAUGCUAAGAAAGCAUCACAUGAAAACACCGUUAAUAUCUUUACUCAUAAUGAAGAAGGACAAAGUACGCAGACACAUUUAAAACUUGAAAAACGAUUACGUCUCCUUCAUGAACGCCUGUUACCAGAGUUUCACUUGUCUUCUUCAAAUAGACAUGAGCAACAUGAAAGAGAAAGGCAAGAAAAAGAGGAAUACAUUAUGUUACAAGACGAGGCAGGAGAUGGACUGAACUCAGUGCUAAAGGAAUCGAACACAUUCUACAAGUUUAUUGAGAACUUAAGUGAAACCGAAUGGGAAAUUUUGAUGAAAAUAUUAGGAAACAGAACUGAUUGUGAAGUCGCAUAGAUAUGAUGUUAGCCAUGAUACAUUCUUCUAAAGUCGACAUUUAUGUCACUGAAAGUAUUCGCUGUAAACCAACUAACCAACUAACUAGUGUAUAACAGCUAAUUACAUAUGGAAUGAUGCAAGCAAUGCUAUAUGGAACCAUAAAUGUCCGGAGAAUCAUAAUCAUAGCGUCUUUAUGAAGUCCUUAGUUCAAAUAUCACGUUUGGUAUGCAGUUUAAUGUAGACUUUCAUUUUUAUCAUUUAGAAACAAGCUAAAUUUUAUCAUUAUGCUGCUGAUUAUUCAAACAUGUGUGUGUAAGAGUGUGUACGUGUGUGCGAGGCACUUCAUCGAGUUCAUGUAAACAGAAACAUUGAAUAUGAAUUAAUAAAGUGAAAGGUUGUAACAAGUCAUGCAAAUACUCACUAGUCCGUGACGUGCAAAUGAACCGUAUGGAGCACAUGCAACGAAAACUGCUUCUGAAAUCAACUUGUAUGCUUUACUGUCACUUAAAUGAGUACAAAUAUCUAUGUGUACACGUGCAUAAUUGUUUUUGCCCUAAAAUGUAUUUCUCUCUUUUAAAUGAGAAGUCAUGAUAAUGUAUUUCAUUUUUGUUAUUGUUACUAUCAUUAUUACUAUUGCUGUUUAUGAAGUCAAUCGUCCGAUGUAAAAUGAGCAAGUUAUAAAGUCAAUAAAUAAAGUGGAGUUAGUUACAAAAAGUAAACAAUACGCAUAUGUCUGAACAAUUUGUAGAUACAGAUAAACGAAAACACUCAUCAGACCUUACUGGCAUAGACGGAAAAGAGUAAUCUUCGUGUUUGCUUUAAUAUAUUAGAAUUUGACUGACUGACUGGGUUCAGCAUAGAACUUUGCACAGAAGUGCAGCAGUUCGAAUCGCCACACUCCAUGUAACACAAAAAGGAAGACAAAAGAGAGAGAGAGAAAAAGAGAUUCAGCAGGAAGACAGAAUACAGAAAUGUGAAGGGGGAAGAAAAGUAAUAUAGAAAAAACAACAGAGUUUUAUUGGAUAGGUCAAGUCACAAAAAGUGAAUGUAUCUGCGUCAUUGACAAAGAUUUUGAGCCAUAUUACCAAUUGUCUCCAGUCUUCAUUGAUUCCUACCAUCCCAAGGUUCCCAACCAGUCACAAAGUCUAUAUCUUUCUACGUGGCUAAAUCCAACUGUAGUGGAUUACAUUGUCUGAUGCCGUGUUUUCGUUUGACCACCACUAGCCCUUUUCCAACCUGAUCCUAUGUCAGCUUACACUGUCCAUAGAAGAAGGCGAUCAGUGACCUGGGAUGCAUGCGUGACGCAUGUCCUAACCAUGCCAAUUGAUGUAGCUUCACAACCUCGUCGAUUGGUUCCCCUCCUUUCCUAACACUAGACACCUAACCUCAACAAUGCUCACCGUAUUAUACCACUGAAUACGGGAGAUAAAACGCGGGUACCUAUGGUCACAGAAUUAGAAUUAACUGGAAGAACAUGUGUAGCAGAAAUGACGUGAGACGGAGCUGAAUUAACUACAGAAUCUGUUUGUUAAACGUUGGUGAGAAUUCCAUUGGUAUGCAUACUUUUAACAUAUGAGUUUUAAUUUGUACAUUUAAAUAUAUUGGAUGAUCCACUGUGAAAUUGUUUUGUACUACUUCGAAUCAGAAAGUGCACUAAGCAAGUGAUCUUCAGAAAAAGUUAACUCCCAUCAUAUGGUUGGAAGAGCUGACACAACUGCUAUAAAUAGUUCCACUGAGUCUUAUCUAGGAUCUCUGUAUUGAUAGCGAAUAAGCUCGUUAAUUAAUAGACACACUACCACCUUUGAUAUAAUGAAGCCAACGAAAACUGUUUUAUGAAUAAAUGUAUUUAUACACUUACUGUGCAGAAUAACUAUGAAUUAAACAAUGAAUUCGUGAUCUUUUUCAAAUGGCCUUUUCUAUGUCACAAGAUCAGAUAAAUAAUCACAUUUACUUCUUGUAUGAAAUGGGAAGUAGGAGAGCUGAAAUGAUUGGCGAUCUCAGAUAAACUUGUUGAUUUAUACUCAUGUUCACUGAGUUUCUGUCAGCUGUCAUAUGAAACAAUUAAGUGUAUCUGUGAGAGAGAGACUAGUUCAUACUCAUGACUCACCUAAACCAUCUAAUUCAUGAAGCCAGAAAUGAAUCAGCCAAAUCGUGUAAACCACAUAUCUGAGACGUGAAUCGUGGAUCUUAUAAGACGCCUACAUAUUCAUCUGGACAACUGAUCGAAUUGUAUGUGACGGACUGAGAUCGCCCAACAUUAUUCCUU